Messenger RNA from Pogonomyrmex barbatus (red harvester ant), 824 nucleotides. RefSeq lists its product as uncharacterized. NCBI's taxonomy places the organism in Eukaryota, Metazoa, Arthropoda, Insecta, Hymenoptera, Formicidae. Gene Ontology annotation, molecular function: DNA binding. The record is from RefSeq and is a predicted model, not a curated record.
CGCUAAAUUUAAAAGAACAUUUAUGUAGUGUUCAUAAAAUAAUAAACGACGACGAUUGGAAAAACUAUACAAGUACUUCCUUGGCGUGGCAAUAUUACACUAAAGAAAAAGAAUAUACUGCAAGGUGCAAAAUUUGUUGUAAACUGUUAAAGCAUGCAUACAACGUGGCAGCAUUAGAAUUUCAUUUGUUACACAUUCAUAGAGAGGAAAUAAUAAAGAUACAAGAAAUGAUUAAACGUACCUGGUUAAUACGAUAUUUCGCGUUCAACGAGUAUGAUGAUAAAGUAAAAUGCAUUCGUUGCAAGCGCGAAUUGAAAAUAUUUAUCGGAAUAAGUCGUUUAAAAUAUCACUUAAAAAGCUGUCACGAAGGAAAUGAAGGAAAUGAUGUAGACAUAAUGGUGCAGCAAUCCGUAAACGAAAAAGACAACGCAAGUACAAGUUCUCAUCAAGUCGAAUUGUAUUCGCAAACCAUAGAUGAAGAAAGGCAACGAUUUUAUGCAACAGUUCAACAACAGCAAAUAGUGAAGGGUACAGAAUCGAAACAGGUCUUACAAUCUAAUACAACACUAAAUAAUGAUAGCUAUUUCUUAAAUGCUUUAACAUUUUGUGAUUCAACUGAACAUUUAAAAUCUAAUGAUGAAAUUAAUAUAAGUACUGCAAAUAUAUUGAUGCAACAAUCACUAAAUGAAGCACAUAAUGUAAAUUCAAGAUCUAAUCAUGUCGGUACACAUUCAGAGGCCAUAGAAAAUGAAGAUAAACGGUUUCAUCAUGAAACAAUUUUAAAUCAACAAACAGCAAUGAUGAUUUCAGAAGAAAUAUUAUAA